AUGUUGCGAAGCAAGGCACCGGUCUUGGUACUACUGGUUUUCAGCCGUCUACUUUUUGUGCUCGCCGCACCGCUAGCCUGCCCAAAGAACUGUUUCAUGACUGAGGAACAUGCGGAUGGAUGGUCUAACAAAGAAGGGCUUCACUGUCAUUGCCCUGAUGAAAAGGGGAAAGCUUCACCAUGCGGUUGGAUUGGAUAUUCAGGAAAGUGUACCUUUCCUGUCUGUCUGGACGCCAUUCCGACUGAUUUUGACAAGGAGACGCACUCAAUCUUCAUCAAGCACCUCCGCUCUUCUACAAUCCUGGAACGGUCUUUCCAGAACUCUCCGAACGUCGCUCUCCUGAAGAUUCAAAAGUCCAACGUUUCCACAAUACAGCCGGGAGCUUUCCUGGGGCUACCUAUGGUGGAAAAGCUCUAUCUUGAUGACAACCGCAUCUCCAAUCUUGGACCCGAUGUCUUUGUUGGGCUUGUGAACAUGGAAUACUUGUACCUUCAAUGCAAUAGGAUAUCAGUCAUAUCCCCAUAUGCAUUCCGCGGCCUACCCACACUCACCACGUUACGGCUAGCAGAUAACCAGCUCAGGUCAGUGCCUGUUGAAGCCCUUCUCCAACUCCCAACACGUGAAGCACGCAUGAUUGUAAACAUACAGUCAAAUCGCAUCACGACCGUAGACAAGCACGUCAGGUGUCUGAAGGAUCAUAUAAGGCUCAUGAUGCUGUUUAAUCCGUUCAAAUGCGACAAGAAUCUGACUUGGUUCAUCUGCAACCUGUCAGAGCUGGAGAACAUCUCGUUUCGAAAGUCGCUGCAGUGUGCCUCUCCCCCUGAACUUAGUGAAACCUUCCUGACUGCCAGGAGGAAAGAUGUCUGCCAGAACGACGGGGCCGCCGGGGCACCAAAGGAGACUGAGAUUACUACCACAUGCAACGAGCCGUCGACUAUGACGGCUUCCGAAAUGGAAAUGAUCAUUCCAGGUCCUAAACCUGUCAGCAAGCAUCUGGACGAAGAGACCACUCCCCUCGCUGCCCAAACUGAAACACGAUGCACCACCAACACAAUAUACGACUCUAGCAUUACCAAUGAGUACUACAAUGAGACUCCAUACACAAACAACAUGACACCCACUGAGCAUACAGCAGAGGUGGAACAUAUCAUUCUUCUUGCAAGAAACCCAGUCGUCAACAUAAAUGGCAACAGAAUCCACCUUCUACGCAUAUUAAAGGCUGUUAUCCUGCCCUUCUUUGGUGUGCUGGUACCAGCUGUGGUCAUUUCUCUUUGCCACCACUGCAAAGGACACACAUGUAACGAUAUACCCAAUGAUGAAAGUGACCAAGUGCCUGAACCGUAUGCAGUCAUCUACUCUCAGAAUGACUCUUUAGAACCGCAAGCACCAAACAGAAACCUACCCACAACCUCCGUUGGUGAUGUAGCAUCUGCAGGCAAUAUAAUUCAACCAUAUGCGGUCACCUUUACUGAUGUGUCAGUCAUCUACAAUCAAGAUCUCGCGUUAGAUGCCCAGCCAUCUGGAGAGAGAUACGAUGAAGACCCAGGGCCUCAGCCGAAUGUCAUCACCAACGAUGAAGACCCAGAGCCACAGCUUCAGCCACAUGCAGUGACCAACAAUGAAGACCCAGGACUAGGGCCACAACUUCAGCCGAAUGCAGUUACCCACCAUAACGAUGUGUCAAUCAUCUACAAUCAAGAUGUAGAACUAAUCGCCCAGCCGUCUGCAGGAUACGAAGGAACCCCAGAGCAAGAGCUUCAGCCACGUGUAAUGCCCUGCGAUGGACACCCCGGGCCAGGGCAAGUCAACCAGUCAUAG
Branchiostoma belcheri (Belcher's lancelet) is the source of this 1818-nucleotide messenger RNA. RefSeq lists its product as uncharacterized. The record is from RefSeq and is a predicted model, not a curated record. Gene Ontology annotation, molecular function: protein binding. The transcript is spliced from 2 exons. The coding region runs from base 1 to 1818 and encodes 605 amino acids. Lineage: Eukaryota; Metazoa; Chordata; Leptocardii; Amphioxiformes; Branchiostomatidae.